GACAGACUCUUCCCAGUGGCCGUGUGCACUCAGAGGAGAGUCGGAAGAGGUUUCGGAGAGGCUGCCAGGUGAAAUACUCAGUCGUCCAUCAUGUCCAAGCCGUUGACAGACCAGGAAAAACGGAAACAGAUUUCCGUCCGUGGGUUGGCCGGCGUGGAAAACGUCUCGGACCUGAAAACUAAUUUCAACCGGCACCUCCACUUCACCCUGGUGAAGGACCGGAAUGUGGCCACCAAAAGGGACUACUACUUCGCCUUGGCUAACACCGUCCGGGACCACCUGGUGGGCCGCUGGAUCCGGACCCAGCAGCACUACUACGAGAAGGACCCCAAAAGGGUCUACUACCUCUCCUUGGAGUUUUACAUGGGUCGGACUCUGCAGAACACCAUGGUGAACCUGGCCUUGGAGAACGCCUGCGAUGAAGCCACGUAUCAGCUGGGCCUGGACAUGGAGGAGCUGCAGGACAUCGAGGAAGAUGCAGGUCUUGGAAACGGUGGUCUGGGUCGUCUGGCCGCUUGUUUCCUUGACUCCAUGGCCUCCCUGGGUCUGGCUGCCUAUGGAUACGGCAUCCGCUACGAGUUCGGGAUCUUCAAUCAGAAGAUUGUCAGCGGCUGGCAGGUGGAAGAGGCCGAUGACUGGCUGCGUUACGGCAACCCCUGGGAGAAGGCUCGCCCUGAGUACAUGCGCCCGGUCCACUUCUACGGGAGGGUGGAGCACACACCUGAGGGAGUGAAAUGGGUGGACACACAGGUGGUCCUGGCUCUCCCAUAUGACACCCCGGUCCCUGGCUACAGGAACAACAUCGUCAACACCAUGAGGCUGUGGUCUGCAAAGGCACCGUGUGACUUCAACCUCAAAGACUUUAACGUCGGAGGCUACAUUCAAGCUGUGUUGGACAGAAACCUGGCUGAGAACAUCUCCAGAGUACUUUACCCCAAUGACAACUUCUUUGAAGGGAAGGAGCUGCGUCUGAAGCAGGAGUACUUUGUUGUCGCAGCCACACUGCAAGACAUCAUCCGCAGAUUCAAGGCGUCCAAGUUUGGCUCCACAGAAUAUGUGCGACUUGACCUUUCUACACUGCCAGACAAGGUGGCCAUCCAGCUGAAUGACACCCAUCCUGCUUUGGCUAUUCCUGAGCUGAUGAGGAUCCUGGUGGAUGUAGAGAAACUCACCUGGGAGAAGAGCUGGGACAUCGUGGUUCGUACCUGUGCCUACACUAACCAUACUGUCCUGCCUGAAGCUCUGGAACGCUGGCCCGUUGACCUCUUCCAAAACCUCCUUCCUCGUCACUUGGAGAUCAUCUAUGAGAUCAACAGGAGGCACCUGGAGCGUAUCGCCAAGCUCUAUCCCGGAGACCAUGACCGCCUGCGUAGAAUGUCUCUGAUCGAGGAAGGCAACGUGAAGAAAAUCAACAUGGCUCACCUGUGUAUUGUGGGAUCCCAUGCGGUUAACGGAGUGGCCCGUAUUCACUCAGAAAUAAUCAAAGAUACUGUGUUCAAGGAUUUCUAUGACGUGGAUCCUCAGAAGUUUCAGAAUAAGACCAACGGCAUCACUCCGAGGCGCUGGCUGGUGAUGUGCAACCCUGGUCUGGCAGAGGUCAUCGCAGAGAGGAUUGGUGAGGACUACAUCCGGGACUUGGACCAGCUCAAGAAGCUUCUCAAAUUUGUGAAUGAUGACGCCUUCAUUCGGGAUGUUGCUAAAGUCAAACAAGAAAACAAGAUGAAGUUUGCUGCCCAUCUUGAAGACCACUACAAGGUGAAGAUCAACCCCAACUCCAUGUUUGACGUCCAGGUGAAGAGGAUCCACGAGUACAAAAGACAGCUGCUCAACUGCCUGCACAUCAUCACGCUGUACAACCGAAUCAAGAGGGAGCCCAACAAAUCAUGGACCCCCAGGACAAUCAUGAUUGGAGGAAAAGCGGCUCCAGGUUACCACACUGCCAAGAUGAUCAUCAAGCUGAUCACAUCAAUUGGAGACAUUGUCAAUAACGACCCUGUGGUUGGAGAUCGCCUGAAGGUCAUCUUCCUAGAGAACUAUCGGGUCACUCUGGCUGAGAAGGUGAUCCCUGCAGCUGAUCUGUCGGAGCAGAUCUCCACAGCAGGCACUGAGGCCUCCGGCACCGGGAACAUGAAGUUCAUGUUGAACGGCGCCCUCACUAUCGGCACUAUGGACGGCGCCAACGUAGAGAUGGCAGAGGAGGCUGGAGAGGAGAACCUUUUCAUCUUUGGCAUGAGGGUGCCUGAUGUGGAAGCUCUGGACAAGAAGGGCUAUGACGCGAUGUCUUACUACAAUCGCAUCCCAGAGCUUAAACAGGCCAUGGAUCAGAUUUCUGGAGGCUUCUUCAGCCCCAACCAGCACGACCUCUUCAAAGACCUGGUCAACAUGCUCAUGCACCAUGACAGGUUCAAGGUGUUUGCAGACUACGAGGCCUACAUCAAAUGCCAAGAAAAAGUCAGUGCACUCUACAAGAACCCUAAAGAGUGGACCAAGAUGGUGAUCCACAACAUCGCUGGCUGUGGGAAAUUCUCCAGUGACCGCACCAUCACCCAGUACGCCAGGGAGAUCUGGGGCAUGGAGCCCAGUCUGGAGAAGAUCGCUGCUCCUGACGAUAUCCACUAAACUACACUUCCGUAGCUCACCACGUGGUCCGACCACCAGAGAAAACCCCUGUAGCUUAGUGCACUGUGGCAUUACUUCUUCAGAUUACUCUAUAACUCUUAUUACUUCUGUUCAUCUGAUAGCAUUUAUUUGAAGUGGGCUUACUCAGAGUAUUUCCCUUUGGGCACCAGCAAAGUAUGUUUUCACUGUUGGUUGAAAACUUUAUAUUUAGAGUUAAAGUAGCCUCGGUUUCAGGUUUUUUGAGUUAGAUGUUUCAACUUGAAAGUGAACUUCAGUUUUCAAACAACAGUGAUGCUCUAACCACAUUCCCCUUUUAAGAAAAUGCAGGAAACCUCAACACUGUUAACGUACCAAACCUCUGUGUCUUCCAUGGUUUAUAGACGGAACAUGAAAAGAAAAACUAUGGCAUAGAAGCAGCACUGUGACCAGAAGGUGUUGGAGGGAAGUCAUGUCUCCACAUCCACAGCAGAUUAUUAAUGUUUCAUAUUAAAAGUUUUUGUGACUGCCGAGUCCACGUUACCUGGUGUUUACUGAAUGUAUCCAUUUGUGUGUUUCCUCAUUACUCACGCAUGCGCCUGUCAGUCUCAUUCUGGUGUUUCCUGAAGUGACCUGUGUUAGAGGAAAAAAAAGCAAAUGAAGCCUUCUCUACCUGAAACCUAAGUGACUGAACAUGUGUGUUUGUUCUGUGUUGUGCAAGUGUGUGUGUUAAACAUAGUGAGUUGUGGAUAUCAGCUCGAUUAGUGUACUGUAACUGCUUCAGCUACUGCGUAAUGCCUGUCUGACUGCUGUCUUAGGAGACUGUCCACAACACUGAACCUAAUAUUUUCACUGUUAAUUUUAUAUUCAAUAAAUAACACUCCAUUACAAAA
Molecule: messenger RNA, 3488 nt
Organism: Sphaeramia orbicularis (orbiculate cardinalfish)
Lineage: Eukaryota; Metazoa; Chordata; Actinopteri; Kurtiformes; Apogonidae
Gene: pygmb
Product: phosphorylase, glycogen, muscle b
Exons: 20
Coding region: 91-2619 (842 amino acids)
Biological process (GO): glycogen catabolic process
Cellular component (GO): cytoplasm
Molecular function (GO): glycogen phosphorylase activity; pyridoxal phosphate binding
Source: RefSeq, a predicted model, not a curated record